Messenger RNA from Glycine soja, 3154 nucleotides. RefSeq names its product heat shock 70 kDa protein 15-like. NCBI's taxonomy places the organism in Eukaryota, Viridiplantae, Streptophyta, Magnoliopsida, Fabales, Fabaceae. The transcript has 9 exons. Gene Ontology annotation, biological process: protein folding. The coding region runs from base 1 to 2574 and encodes 857 amino acids. The record is from RefSeq and is a predicted model, not a curated record. Gene Ontology annotation, molecular function: ATP binding; ATP-dependent protein folding chaperone. Gene Ontology annotation, cellular component: cytosol; nucleus.
AUGAGCGUGGUUGGUUUCGAUUUCGGUAACGAGAGUUGCGUUGUUGCGGUUGCGAGGCAGAGAGGGAUUGACGUUGUGCUCAAUGAUGAGUCCAAGCGUGAAACGCCCGCCAUUGUGUGCUUCGGUGACAAGCAACGCUUCAUUGGCACUGCCGGUGCUGCCUCCACUAUGAUGAACCCUAAGAAUUCAAUCUCACAGAUUAAGAGACUCAUUGGUAGGAAAUUCGCUGAUCCCGAAUUGCAGCGGGAUCUUAAGUCAUUGCCGUUUCUCGUCACUGAGGGGAGUGAUGGGUACCCGUUGAUUCAUGCGCGAUACAUGGGUGAGGCCAAGACAUUUACGCCUACCCAAGUGUUUGGAAUGAUGCUGUCGAAUCUUAAGGAAAUUGCGGAGAAGAAUCUCACUACGGCAGUUGUUGAUUGUUGCAUUGGAAUCCCGGUUUAUUUCACUGAUCUGCAGAGAAGGGCGGUGUUGGAUGCGGCCACAAUUGCUGGUCUGCACCCGCUUCGGUUGAUUCACGAAAUGACUGCCACUGCCUUGGCCUAUGGGAUUUAUAAAACGGACCUUCCGGAAAAUGAUCAGCUGAAUGUUGCGUUUGUUGAUGUUGGACAUGCUAGCUUGCAAGUAUGCAUUGCUGGAUUCAAGAAGGGGCAGCUGAAAGUGUUGGCUCAUUCGUAUGAUAGGUCUUUCGGCGGUAGGGAUUUUGAUGAGGUUUUGUUCCAUCACUUUGCUGAGAAGUUUAAGGACGAGUACAAGAUUGAUGUUUUUCAAAAUGCCAGGGCUUGCAUAAGGCUCAGGGCUGCCUGUGAGAAGAUCAAGAAGAUGCUUAGUGCAAAUCCUGAGGCACCUCUCAACAUUGAGUGCUUGAUGGAUGAGAAGGAUGUCCGGGGCUUCAUCAAGCGAGAUGAAUUUGAGCAACUAAGUCUUCCAAUUUUGGAACGUGUGAAGGGGCCUCUGGAGAAGGCACUUGCUGAAGCAGGUCUUACCGUCGAAAAUGUGCACACGGUUGAGGUGGUUGGUUCAGGUUCUCGUGUGCCGGCCAUUAACAAAAUAUUGACAGAGUUUUUCAAAAAGGAGCCUAGGCGGACAAUGAAUGCUAGUGAGUGUGUUGCUAGGGGAUGUGCGUUGGAAUGUGCAAUUCUUAGUCCAACGUUCAAAGUACGAGAAUUUCAGGUCAACGAAAGCCUUCCUUUCUCGAUUUCUCUUUCAUGGAAAAGUUCUGGUCCAGAUGCACAGGACAAUGGACCAGAAAAUCAGCAGAGUUCCCUUGUUUUUCCCAAGGGUAAUCCCAUACCAAGUAUCAAGGCACUGACAUUCUACAGGUCAGGAACAUUCUCUGUUGAUGUACAAUUUGGUGAUGUGAGUGGGCUGCAAACACCUGCUAAGAUCAGCACCUAUACUAUUGGUCCUUUCCAAACUACAAAUGGUGAAAAGGCAAAAGUUAAAGUGAAAGUUCGUCUGAAUCUGCAUGGAAUUGUAUCCCUUGAGUCUGCAACGCUCCUGGAAGAGGAAGAAGUUGAUGUUCCAGUUAGCAAAGAAGCAGCAGGGGAAAAUACUAAGAUGGACAUCGAUGAAGUCCCAGCUGAGGCCGCUGCACCUCCUUCCUCCAAUGACACUGGUGCUAAUAUGGAAAAUGGAAAGGCUAGUAUUGAUGCCUCUGGGGUUGAAGAUGGCAUCCCUGAGAGUGGAGGUAAGCCUUUGCAAACAGAUACUGAUACCAAGGUUCAGGCUCCAAAGAAAAAGGUUAAGAAAACAAACAUUCCUGUAGUAGAGUUAAUUUAUGGAGCAAUGGUGCCUGUGGAUGUCCAGAAAGCACUAGAGAAGGAGUUUGAAAUGGCUUUGCAAGAUCGUGUGAUGGAAGAAACAAAAGACAAGAAAAACGCAGUUGAGGCUUAUGUUUAUGACAUGAGAAACAAGCUUAAUGACAAAUACCAAGAGUUUGUCACUGCUUCAGAGAGAGAUGAUUUUACUGCUAAACUUCAGGAAGUGGAAGAUUGGCUUUAUGGUGAGGGUGAAGAUGAAACUAAAGGUGUAUAUACUGCCAAGCUUGAGGAACUCAAAAAGCAUGGUGAUCCAAUUGAUGAGCGUUACAAAGAAUUCAUGGAGAGGGGUACUAUAAUCGAACAGUUUGUCUAUUGUAUAAAUAGUUACAGACAAGUUGCAAUGUCGAAUGAUCCCAGAUUUGAGCACAUUGACAUUAACGAGAAACAGAAGGUCAUAAAUGAAUGUGUUGAAGCUGAAAAGUGGUUUAAUGAGAAGCAGCAGCAGCAGAACUCACUUCCAAAAUAUGCCAACCCUGUACUCUUGUCAGCUGAAAUAAGAAAGAAAGCUGAAGCUGUCGAUAGGUUCUGCAAGCCGAUUAUGGCAACACCAAGGCCAACCAAGGCGACUACUCCACCAGGACCAGCAACACAUCCAUCUUCUCAGAGUGAUGAACAGCAGCAGCAGCAGCAACCUCCUCAGGGGGAUGCUGAUGCCAACAGUAAUGAGAAUGGUGGGAAUAGCAGUAGUCAGGCUGCACCAGCGUCUACUGAACCAAUGGAAACUGAUAAGUCUGAGAAAACAGCCUCUGCCUAAUUUUUUGUUGUUGGUUUGCUCUCAAGUCUCUACUAUCUGUAUAAGCAUUUGAGUAUGAAUUGGGCCCAGGAAAAGAGAAUUUUGGUGGGUUGAUAGUGAGUGUGGCUCCUUGGAUGAUUGGUGUAAGUAGAACCCUCUCGGUUGGUUGGUUGGUAACGUAAGUUUUAAUUAAUAUUAUGGUGGUUCUUUGGAAUCCGGAUUUUUUUCACAAAGAAUUUUGAAGAAAAAACGACAAUGUGGUUGGAAUUGGCCAGAAGAGUUACUUUCUCUAGGUUUAUAUAUAGAUUAGUUAUAUAAGAUUGUUAGACGAUGGAUGAAUUGUAAUGCUCGUUUCCCGUUUAAUAUUUGCGUUUAUUUUACGUGGCAUUAUAACCCUUGCUAUACCAUUAUUGGUUUCAUGUUCGAGACAAGACAGUCCUGAAACGGUUCGACGAUCAACUAAGUAAUAUAACCGGUUUGAUCUGGUUGUUAGAUUGGAAACGUUAUAGAAGUGUGACUCGGUCAGUUUUUUUAGUGAACUGGUGGUCUAGUUGGCCAAAUCAGUUUUAGUGAAUCGUUGAUCUGGAAGGUUUUCGAGUGA